Rhea pennata is the source of this 1831-nucleotide messenger RNA. RefSeq names its product TNF alpha induced protein 8 like 1 (gene TNFAIP8L1). The record is from RefSeq and is a predicted model, not a curated record. The transcript is spliced from 2 exons. Gene Ontology annotation, biological process: regulation of apoptotic process; negative regulation of TOR signaling. Gene Ontology annotation, cellular component: cytoplasm. NCBI's taxonomy places the organism in Eukaryota, Metazoa, Chordata, Aves, Rheiformes, Rheidae. The coding region runs from base 330 to 890 and encodes 186 amino acids.
GCUCCGACGGCGCGGGCGUACCCGGGGCGGGCAGAGCCAGGGGAGGGAAAAGGGCUUUGGAGCAGCUGGGUGCAAAGGCGAGCGGAUGCCGGAGGAGCGGCGGUGCUGGUGGCCGCUGCACCGCCCCGGCGCUCGCGUCCUUCCCGGCUGCGGCGGGUGAUUCAUAGCCCUCACCUGGCUCGUCCCCAUCUUGCCCUGCAGGAAAUGAGUCAGGUUUUAAGGAAGAUGUGCUACGAUGGUGGGGCAAGAGCCCUUCCUGCAUAGGUAGCAGCACAACGCCGACCGCGGGAGGCAGGGCAGGACACGGGGCUCGUGCGCGUUUCUAAGAGAUGGACACCUUUAGCACCAAGAGCUUGGCCCUGCAGGCCCAGAAGAAGCUCUUGAGCAAAAUGGCUUCCAAGACCAUGGUCAAUGUCUUCAUUGAUGACACAAGCAGUGAAAUCUUGGACGAGCUCUACCGGGCCACCAAGGAGUACACCCGCAACCGCAAAGAGGCCCAGAAGAUCAUCAAAAACCUCAUCAAGAUCGUCAUGAAGCUGGGCGUGCUGUACCGCAACGGGCAGUUCAGCCCUGAGGAGCUGCUGCUGAUGGAGCGCUUCCGCAAGAAGGUGCACACCUUGGCCAUGACGGCGGUGAGCUUCCACCAAAUAGACUUCACCUUCGACCGCAGGGUCAUGUCGAGUGUGCUCACAGAGUGUCGGGACCUGCUGCACCAGGCUGUCAACACCCAUCUGACUGCCAAAUCCCACUCCCGCAUCAACCACGUCUUCAACCACUUUGCGGACUACGAGUUCCUCUCAGCCCUCUACGGGCCAGCUGAGCCCUACCGCAGUCACCUGAAGAGGAUCUGCGAGGGGGUGAACAAGAUGCUGGAGGAGGACAGCAUAUGAAGCAGCUGAGAUGGGGCAUUGCAGGGCCUGCUAGCUGCUGUAUCCUGUUGCCUGUGAGACCGAGGAUGGGACGCAGGCCUCUUUCGGCGCUCACUAGGCUUUUCAUCCUCAUCUCUGUAGUGAAAACUCUCGUUUCCUCCUCCUUUAUAUAAGGACUGAACUACUUUACCUUGUCUAACUCUUGCCCAGAGUCUACAACCUGCUCUGAGCUGGGCUGAAUCCUUUGCAGACUAUCCUGGGCUCCUGUCCAUACCGGGCUCCUGCUGUAUAUAUUUUUUUUCCUUUGCCCACGAAGUGCUCCUAACUCAGAGUCCAAGGAACAGGCCAGAAUUGGACUCACUGUGGUGAACUCUAUUUUAAUCCUAUGGAAAAAAAAAACAAACCAAAGAAUCCCGGUGUGUAUCACCUGCAAGGUGAAGCUGAGCAGGCAGGAUUUCUCGGUGGAGCGGUCAUGAUAUCCUUCCUCCGGAGGGCUCAAGGAUGGCAAAGCCAUGUAGUUGCAUUUCAGUGGGUUUCCAGCAGCUCCACGACAUGGUGAGAGCAAACAGCGCUCCAGGCUUGUGCUGCCCAAGAUGGGAAGGUGCCAGGCUGGGAUGGGCUUUGGCCUCCUACAAGGCAAGUCCUUGUGACCAGAGGAUCCCCUCUUGCUUGGGUGAGUCCCCUGGGCUGGACAGGCUGCCCAGAUGGAGGGAGGUGACAUGACCUGCUCCUUUUUUACAUCCCUAAUGCGUCUGGUUGUCCAAGACCACCUGGACUCCCCCUGCCAGCCUCCUGCAGACGGUAUCACUGUGACGGCUUAGAUAUGCUCCUUGGGAGCUGUCCGAAGCUUUCUCUAGUAUUUCAUGUGUUUUACAUGUCCUAGACUGAACUAUGAUUGUUGUUUUUUAGCAAAAUCUGUAGCCCUGAUGAGUUAUUUAAAUAAACUCACCUGUUUGGCUUGG